Messenger RNA from Peronospora matthiolae, 447 nucleotides. The record is from the annotation of a GenBank genome assembly. NCBI's taxonomy places the organism in Eukaryota, Oomycota, Peronosporomycetes, Peronosporales, Peronosporaceae.
AUGGAAAUUGCCAAGAACGUUCGGGACUUCCUCGUGGGCAUGAAAGAGACGCUGUCGCCCGAGGAAGACCAGCUGUUGUCGAGUCUCCAGACGCUCCACGAGCAGUACUUGAACAUCAUGGACGACUUCUCGGUGCAAGUGAACGAGAAGGCGUUGAGCAUGAGCCCCGAGUCGCGCGUCGAGGCGCAUCAAUUGCGGCUCAAGAUUUACCAGGACUGGCGCGCGCGACUCAUGGAGUGCGUGUUUGACAACUCGAAAGAGAUUGCGUCGGUCGAAGAUGCCGAGACGCACGGACCGGACUGCGACUGCUGUUUCUGUGAGCUCACGCGGCGACUUGACAGCUACGAGGCCGUCAUGGCCGACUAUAUUCAAGUGAAAACACGGAGCAAGGACCCGGAGAACGACUGCGCCGAGUCUUUUCAACUGCCAGAGUUUCUGACCACCUAA